GAUUCUGUGACUUGUCUGAGAGGUAGAGUACGCAGUACUACAGUACUACUAGAGGUCAGCCACAAGGAUAUAUCGUAGGUGGCUACAGCAGAGAAAGACUGUUUGACGAUCAGCUAGUCUUCAGUGAGGUCUCCGGUUUGUCUUCAUUAAGUAAGAUCUCGGCAAGAACACCUAAUAUGUCAAAUAAUGGAAAACAUGACGUUAUCGUCAUUGGAGCAGGCAUAAGCGGUCUAUCAGCAGCCAAGCUUCUUCACGAUCAAGGAUUGGAUGUCGUGGUUCUGGAAGCAAGGGAUCGAGUUGGUGGCCGUACAUACACUUUGAAGGAAUCAGCAGAGAAGUAUGUGGAUGUUGGUGGAUCAUACAUCGGUCCAACACAAAACCGAAUCAUUCGUCUUGGCAAAGAACUCGGUAUUGGUAACUACAAGGUUAAUGAAGAGGAAAGAAGUGUAUUUCUAAUAAAGGAUAAGCCGCAAACAUUUAGAGGGUCAUUGCCUAGCAUUUACAAUCCCUUUACAGUCAUGGACUACGUCAGUUGCUGGAGGACGUUUGAUGACCUUGCGAAAGAGAUUCCCGCAGAAGCGCCAUGGAAAUGCCCUCAUGCACUGGAAUAUGACAGCAUGAGCGUAGAAAAUUGGAUGGACAAAAACUGCUGGAGCAAUUUCUCAAGGGACACAAUUACCAUUCUCGUACGGCUGGGUUUUGCAACUGAACCUUGCAGCGUCUCAUUUCUGUACUUUUUGUGGUACAUUAAGUGUGGGGGAGGGGUCCUUCGAUUUGUCAGUACAACAAAUGGUGGACAAGAGAGGAAGAUGAUUGGAGGUUCCCAGCAAGUUAGUCAAAAGAUUGCUGAAAAACUAGGAGCACGUGUGCUCUUGUCUAAUCCUGUCAGCAAGAUUGAUCAAACUAAAGGUGAUGUUGUCAUGGUAACUGUUGUAUCUGGAGAAGUAUAUCAGGCCUCUUUCGUAAUCAGUGCUGUCCCUCAAGCAAUAAUCGGAAGGAUAGCAUUUAGUCCACCGUUACCAGCUCUUAGAAAUCAGUUAAUUCAAAGAAUACCAAUGGGUUCAUGCAUCAAAACAAUAACAUACUAUGACACUGCUUGGUGGAGGGAACUUGAUUACUGCGGAAUUGUUCUUGGUGAUGGUAUCAUCUCCGGUACACAAGAUGACACCAAACCAGAUGGCUCAUACCCAGGAUUGGUAGGAUUCAUCAAUGGUGAUCGUGCUAGAGAAGUUUGUCAUUUAACUAAAGAGGAACGAAAAGAACGAGUUGCGCAGCAUUAUUGCAAAGCCUUCAGUUCUAAGAAAGCAUUAAAUCCUGUGAAUUACGUUGAGCAUAAUUGGAUGGAGGAGGAAUAUUCCGGAGGCUGCUACAUGGGAGCCACACCACCAGGUGUUCUCACCUCAUUUGGAAAAUUUUACAUGCUGUUGGGAAAAUACCAGCUAAUGCUAUAUGGAUAGAUGAACCAGAGUCAA
Messenger RNA from Anneissia japonica, 1472 nucleotides. RefSeq names its product amine oxidase [flavin-containing] B-like. The transcript is spliced from 15 exons. Gene Ontology annotation, molecular function: oxidoreductase activity. Lineage: Eukaryota; Metazoa; Echinodermata; Crinoidea; Comatulida; Comatulidae. Bases 177 to 1457 code for a protein of 426 amino acids. The record is from RefSeq and is a predicted model, not a curated record.